Messenger RNA from Trifolium pratense (red clover), 1861 nucleotides. Its product is annotated as phosphatidylglycerophosphate phosphatase PTPMT2-like. The transcript is spliced from 6 exons. The record is from RefSeq and is a predicted model, not a curated record. NCBI's taxonomy places the organism in Eukaryota, Viridiplantae, Streptophyta, Magnoliopsida, Fabales, Fabaceae. Bases 678 to 1661 code for a protein of 327 amino acids. Gene Ontology annotation, molecular function: protein tyrosine/serine/threonine phosphatase activity; phosphatidylinositol-4,5-bisphosphate 5-phosphatase activity. Gene Ontology annotation, biological process: protein dephosphorylation.
UGAGAUGAACCCCUUAGGGCCUAGACUAGAGAGUGUAACCUUACGUGUCAUUCUUUCCGUGACUUUCAUAUUCCAAUUGUGUCACAAUCGGGUCACAUAAAAAAUUUCCAUUAUUCUCUUUUUCCUCUUCACCCAUUUUCCCCGGAUAUCCUUUCAUUUCCGAUUCAGAGUUUGUUGCGCGAAACAAAAAAAAAACCAUUUUCUUAUUCAAUAAAAAAAAAAAAAUCAAAUCUAGGGUUCACAAUUUCGAUUUCAAUUUCAAUUUUCAUCUCUCUCUUCCCCUUUUACUUUUCCUUUCCUUUCUCAUAAUUUUUCUCCUCUCUUUGUUUUAGAUCACCACAAUCCCUCGUAUCCAUCGAUCAAUUCGUUCUGAAACAUGAUCUUAUUUUCUCGGGAAAAUUCCGCUUUCGAUUUUAUCUAUCAACCUCUUUUUCCUUGUUCCAGUUGUUGUUGUUGUAGAAUUCCAUUUUCUUAGGGUUUCUAUAAUCGAUUGAAUCGUGAUCCCCAAAUUUCAAUUUGGGACAAUUCGUUUUUUUUGUUAUUAUUUCGGUAAUUUUCGUUAUCGUAAUAGAAUCGUGGAUAGGAAUAUAGGAGAAUACGAUAGGUGUUGGUAACUCUUUGUGAAUUAGGUUUAUUUGUGAAUAUAUAUAAUUGUGUAUCUGUUUUGGGAGUGAGUUAUGCAUAUAGAGGAAUUGAAGGGAAGUGAGGUUGUUGGAGAAGGUGGAGAGGAAGGUGGAUGGAGCUUUGUUGGUUCUGAUACGAAAAGGGUUUUGGUUGGAGCAGGCGCACGAGCGCUAUUCUAUCCUACGCUUGUUUAUAAUGUUGUUAGGAAUAGGCUUCAGGCUGAAUUUCGAUGGUGGGAUAAAAUUGAUGAGUUCGUAUUGUUAGGUGCCGUUCCAUUUCCUAUUGAUGUUCCUCGCUUGAAGGAUCUUGGUGUUCGUGGGGUCAUCACAUUGAAUGAGUCAUAUGAGACUUUAGUUCCAACCACAUUAUAUUAUGCCCAUGGAAUUGAUCAUCUGGUGAUUCCUACUAGAGAUUACUGUUUUGCUCCACCACUAAAUGACAUCUGCCGUGCUGUUGAUUUCAUACAUAAAAAUGCAUUGUCUGGACGCACUACAUAUGUCCACUGCAAAGCCGGACGGGGUCGCAGCACAACUAUUGUUAUUUGUUAUCUGGUGCACCACAAACUGAUGUCACCUGAUGCUGCAUAUGAAUAUGUGAAGUCAAUUCGGCCCAGGGUGCUUCUAGCUUCCUCUCAGUGGCAAGCUGUCCAGGAAUACUACCGCCACCUUAUUGUGAGGAGAGCUGUUGGUUUUGCACCUGCAGCUGAUCUAUUUGUAAAAGCUCCCGAGUUUUCAGCAGUUUCACGAGAUCUUGUAAAGUUUGAUGACAAUUCUGUAGUUGUGGUAACAGAACAAGAUCUUGAAGGAUACGACCCAAGUUGUCAAUCAGAAACCAUGACAAGUGAAAUAUGGGCUGAUUUAAGCGUUGUUUACCGUGUGCGGGUUGCUGGACAGGCAGCAUUGGCUAGAAUAUCCUGCCUUUGGCUGCGAUAUGGUGCCGACCAGAAGAUAUCUGCUGAAAAACUGAGCAGGGAAAGCAGUUGCUCAAUCAGAACUAAUCACUUGGGCGGAAUUAGCGUUGAUAUCCAUGUGUACUGAAAAAAAAAGCAGCCUGAGUUGCCUCCUCUUGGACAAGUUUCCCGGUGUUGUGCCCAAAUAAUAAACCAUAUAUGAUGUAUGACGGGGCUUAAUACAUAACUCGUGUUUUUCCUCUGUAUAUACCACUACUUUGCUCAUUUGAAAGCAAAUGAUGAGUGUCAUACAAGUCAAUAAAUCUAUGUGCUUCUAUAUUGUGCUAA